AUGGAGGUCGCUCGUACCUCCUUGAGCCAUGCGGCUGCCCCCCAUUUUCUGUGGCCGUUUGCAGUCCGAUACGCUGCGCAUCAGCUCAACCUCUGGCCCCGUGUCUCCCUGCCCGAGACUUCUCCGACACUGCGUUGGACGGGAGAGGCUGGCGAUGCGUCGCGUUUUCGGGUCUGGGGAUCCCGAGCUUUUGUCCGCGACACGUCCGCGGACAAUCUCUCUCGUCUCGCUGUCCCCUGCGUCUUCCUUGGCUUUGUCCCGGACGCCCCUGGCUGGCAGUUCUACCACCCCACCUCGCGUCGUGUCCUGGCCUCUCAGGACGUCACUUUUGACGAGUCCGUCCCCUACUACCGCCUCUUCCCCUACCGCACUGCCCCGCUCCCCCCCCCGCCUCUCUUCCUCGCUCCAGGUGCUGAGGUACCAGACCCCCUCCCCCCUCAGGGUGCCGCUCCCUCAGGUGUGUCCCAGGUAGACCCGGGUGAGCCUGUCGAGGUAGCUGUUGACUCUCGUCCUGCUAGGGGUGCUGAGCCUGGGGGUGCUGCGUCUAGGGGUGCUGAGCCUGGGGGUACUGCGUCUGGGGGUGCUGAGCCUGGGAGUGCUGAGUCUGGGGGUGCAGAGCCUGGGGGUGCUGAGCCAGGAGGUGCUGAGUCUGGAGGUGCGGAGCCUGGAGGUGCUGAGCCUGGGGGUGCUGAGUCUGGGGGUGCUGAGUCUGGGGGUGCUGAGCCUGAGCGUGCUACACCUGGAGGAGCCCUCUCCUCCCAGCAGCUGCAGGAGAGGUACCUCGAGUACUGCCGCCUCCGGAGAGGUGCUGCUGGAGCUCGUCCCGGUACUUCCCCUCCUACCCAGGAGCUCCCCCCCAUUCAGCAGAUCCGCGAGUGGUACACACGGCGCUGCAGUCUUCGGAGUGGUGCUCCUGGUGCUGCGGACCCUGGGGGUGGCGCUGCUGCUGGUGCUGAGGACCCGGACGUUGGAGCUGCUGCUGGUGCUGCGGACCCGCCUGGUGGAGCUGCUGCUGGUGCUGAGGACUCGGACGUUGGAGCUGCUGCUGGAGCUGAGGACCCGGGCGGUGGCGCUGCUGCUGGUGCUGAGGACCCGGACGGUGGAGCUGCUGCUGGUGCUGAGGACUCGGACGGUGGAGCUGCUGCUGGAGCUGAGGACCCGAGCGGUGGCGCUGCUGCUGCUGCUGAGGACCCGGACGUUGGAGCUUCUACUGGUGCUGAGGACCCGGCCGGUGGAGCUGCUGCUGGUGCUGUGGACCCGGACGCUGGAGCUCCUACUGGUACUGAGGACCCGGCCGCUGGAGUCUCCUCUGCUUCUGGAGACGCUGCGCGGCCGCGACCGUACUUCGUACCGCUCCUUCAGCAGGUUCUUGGGCAGGCUCCUCCUCCUUGUCCUCCUCCCUCCGUAGAGUGUCCUCCGCCUGUCCAGCCGCAGUCACAGUUACCGCCUACCUCGCCUCUCCCUGCUCCCUCUCCUUACACUGGUCCCACAGGAGGUCUUACAGAGCGUCGUGAGCCUGAGUCUCGUCCUGCGUCGCCUGUUCGUCCUGCUCGCACUGGUAGUCGUGUCCGUCGUGAGCGUCCUCCUCCUGUCCCAGGCACUCACUACAUGACUCUGCGUCCCUCUACUGCUCCUCAGCGUGUCCCUCUAUCGUCUCCUCCUGCGUCCUCUUUGCCUGACGUUCCGGACCCUGCGUCUGACCGGUAUCGUGCUGAGCACCCUACUGUCACGCGUCUCCUCGCUACUGUUGUCACUGACCCUACCUUUGAGUCCUCGGCUGCGUCUGCUCUGGUCGCUGAGUUGGUUGACUUUGCUGCUGCCUGUCGUCUAGACUACGCUGCUAGCCUUGUUGCUGAGUCUGAGUCUGAGUCUGUCUGUCCUCCGUCCGUCGGGGGUGAGUGUGCUCUUGGCAUGGACGUCCUUGAGGACAGACAGGAGGAGUUCCAGUGUCUUGCUGCUGCUUUGCCCCGUCUCGUGUCCUUGCUAGUUGCCCCUGAGGGAGACCCGGAUGCACCAGACAUCCCGACCCCGCGCACUUACGCUGAGGCGAUGGCGGGUCCCUACUCCUCUCAGUGGCAGACAGCCAUGGACGCCGAGAUGGCUUCCUGGAAGUCCACACGCACCUACGUAGACGAGGUUCCCCCUCCUGGGGCGAACAUCGUCAGUGGCAUGUGGAUUUUCAGGGUGAAGCGGCCGCCGGGUUCUCCGCCUGUCUUCAAGGCGCGUUACGUGGCUCGAGGCUUCAGUCAGCGAGAGGGAGUUGACUUCUUCCAGACCUUCUCCCCCACCCCGAAGAUGACUACUCUUCGGGUGCUGCUGCACAUAGCCGCUCACCGCGACUACGAGCUUCACUCACUUGACUUCAGCACUGCUUUCUUGCAGGGCAGCCUGCACGAGGAGAUCUGGCUGCGCCGCCCACCUGGCUUCACUGGGUCGUUUCCCCCUGGUACCCAGUGGAGGCUUCAGCGGCCGGUCUACGGUCUCCGCCAGGCUCCGCGUGAGUGGCACGACACACUGAGGACUACACUUGCGGCUCUUGGGUUCGCGCCUUCUACAGCUGACCCGUCGCUGUUCCUGCGCACCGACACUUUGCUGCCGCCGUUCUACAUCCUCGUGUACGUCGACGACUUGGUCUUUGCCACUGCUGACACUGCAGGACUCGCCUACGUGAAGUCGGAGCUGCAGAGGAGACACACGUGCACAGACCUGGGUGAGCUGACAAGCUAUCUUGGCUUGCGGAUCACCCGGGACAGAGCACGGUGCACCAUCACCCUGACUCAGUCACACAUGGUGCAGCAGGUUCUCCAGCGCUUCCGCUUCACGUACUCCUCGCCUCAGUCCACUCCUCUGCCUACCGGUCACUCGCUCUCAGCUCUGCCUUCGGAUGAGUCCGUAGAGCCGAAUGGCCCGUAUCCAGAGCUUGUGGGCUGUCUCAUGUACCUGAUGACCUGCACUCGACCUGACCUUGCAUACCCUCUUAGCAUCCUUGCACGCUAUGUCGCUCCUGGCCGUCACAGGAAGGAGCACAUGGAUGCCGCUAAGAGGGUGUUGCGCUACUUGUGCAGUACGUCGGGCAUGGGGCUUGUGCUUGGAGGGCGAGACCGAGUUGUUCUCACAGGGCACUCAGACGCUUCUUGGGCAGACGACCAGGCCACUCAGCGGUCGUCUCAGGGUUACACCUUCAGCCUUGGCUCUGGCUCAGUUUCUUGGCGCUCUACACGCUCUUCUUCUGUUCUCGGCUCCAGUUGCGAGGCUGAGAUCUACGCUACAGCCAUGGCUGCCCAGGAGCUACGCUGGCUGACCUACCUGCUGACCGACCUCGGAGAGCGGCCUCGUUCUCCUCCAGUACUGUACGUCGACAACAAGGCUGCCAUUGCCUUGUGUGAGGAGCACAGACUGGAGCACAGAACGAAGCACAUCGCCCUGCGGUACUUCCUUGCUCGAGAGCUGCAGCAGCGCGGUCAGCUUUGUAUUCGCUACGUGGCCACUGAGGCCAACACUGCUGAUGUGUUCACCAAGGCGCUUCAGCCUCGUGACCAUCAGCGCUUCUGCACUCUACUAGGCCUUGUGCCUACUGGACCUCACUUGCUUACCUCUUGA
Messenger RNA from Closterium sp. Yama58-4, 3600 nucleotides. The record is from the annotation of a GenBank genome assembly. Lineage: Eukaryota; Viridiplantae; Streptophyta; Zygnematophyceae; Desmidiales; Closteriaceae.